AAUGUAUAAAAGUUUCUUCUCUAACCAAGUCUCAUAACUAACAAGUGCAAUCGAGACUUUGUAUCCCUGGCGUCUUUUCUGCAUGCUAUAGCGAAACUGCAGCUAAUUAAAACCCGAGAUUUGCCAAUACAAUAGAAAUUUUUGUCGGAGGUCGGAUGGCAGGACGAUAGACGACAACUAACGAAGCUUGACGCGUGCAGUGUUGCGGGAUAAAUCGCGUUUUGUUGCGUUGCGCUCUUUUCCAUUCCAAUCCGAUUCACACACAUACGCACACGAACACGCUAACACAAACACACACACACACAAGAGCGCACACGGAAGCGAGUGAAAGUGCAUCUACAUCUGUGAUUCUGUGUAAUAAUGCGUCGCGCAAUCGCGAAUUUCGGUCGCUCCAGCAAGGACUAACAAGUGAUCCUAUCCGGAGACUGUGAUACGAGUGCUAGAGUGAAAAGCCUUCCGAUGGCCUCCAAAGAAUCGGAGGAGGAGCAACCGGGAGGGUCAACCACCCAACCAUCCACCCCCAUCGAAGAUCCCAUUGUAAAUGGCGAUGAGGUGGAGGUGGAAAUUAAUUUGGAGGUGACUUGCUGCCAUGCGAGCGAUGCCCCGGCAUGCUCCGCUAUCACCACCGAUACCAUCUCCUACGCCACCUCCUCCUCCUGCUCUGCUGCUGCCAUGGAAGCGGCUGCAUCGCCACCGCCUGACCAGGCGAAGCCGGCGGGCUGCCAGCUACUGGAGCGGCUCAACUUUCCCGAGGGCAACAUCAUUAAUACGCUGCACACCAUCCUGGCGCUGCCGCCAUUCGAUCCGUAUGCGCCGCCGCCAAAAUCCGAGACUGUCUACAAGGAGGUGGUCUCGCUGAUGCAGUGGAGUCUGCGGGAUGACAAUGCCAUCGAACUGGAGCUCAGCGAUAAGCUGCUCCAUGCCUGCGAUCAAAAGGGCACUGAUCCCAACGACAAAACGCGCUCGUAUUUGAUGGCCAUUGAGAAGAUGCGUCUGUUUUCGGAGGACCCAACGAAUCCCCUGGAUGCUGACGGGCAGCUGCGUGCAAUUACGCUCUAUUUUCAGAAUCUUGCCUUCAUAUUUGUGAAACACCGGAAGGAGGAGUUCUUCACAUUUUGUUCCUGCAAGGAAUGUCUCGAAUAUCGCGAAACCAUCAUGGCCAUCAUGAUGGAUCAAUUUAAGGCUGCGCACAUGGUGGUUAUGCUGUUGGACGUACUGAUCAAGGCCUACAGUCCCAUGUUGAAAAACGAUGCUGCCUAUAAUAAGUUUGAGAAGCUGCUGGAGUGCAACAAGGAGAUCUAUUGGAUCACCAGCGGCUACCUCUACGAUAAAAAUGCCGAAUAUCUUGAUUUUAUUGAUGACACAGCGAUCUCUGAUAAUAUGAUAUUAGUGUUAUUCAGCGCCAUCUUAAUGGCAAACAAUCCGAUGUUGCUGCUACAAAUACUCGCCUAUAACGUGGAAUGCAUUGUGAAGGCAUUCACUGAGGGCAUGAAGGAAAUCGCUCAGAACAUUCAGGAGAACGAGAAGCUAACUGCAGAGAGGAUGCUAACAUACAUCCUGGAUGGAUACUCUGAUCUUAACUGCAUCUCGCAGAAGAUCUCUCUGAGCCUGUUCGCCUUCGAGAACGAUUUUCUGCGCAAGUUUAAGCUCUCCUGGGUGCUGCUCUGCCAGCGUCUGUUCCAACAGCACGUGUUUGCACCUCUGUGCGACACCAUGCUGGCCUGCAUCCUCUCGCUGAAGGAGGCAACACCGUCGGCACCGACCAUUGCGCUGAUAAAGCGUUACAUGCUCUUCGACGAGCACAUGCACUCCAUCGAGCGGCGCUGGACGGACAUUUGGAUUGAGCUGAACAAGUUCAAUCUGUCGCCGACAGAGCACGAUAGACGGGCGGGCCUGCUGGAUGUGUACAACAUAUUCGAUAAGGUCGUCCUGGAUGCCACCUCCUUUUCGCUGCCGGACAUCAGCGAUGAUGAGUUCAUAGACUUUCAGCGCAUUGUCGACCGGCAGCUGGCCUGGAAGAACAUAAUGGCCUUCACCAAACUGAAGUGGCCCGAUGGCUUCUACGAUCCGCCCAACAAGCUGGUGCAUGAGGAUCUCUGCAAGAAGUGCAAUUCUCUCCUCGAACACCACAACGAGAACUGCAAAUGCAUAACUUGCUCCAUAGCUGGCACACCUUUGCGACCGCGACAAGCGGGCCAUUGCGCCAAGUGCACAACGCUCGGCAUUGUCGAGAAAGACGCCAAGCUGAUGAAGUCCAAGAUCCUAAGCACAUGCACCAGUGACGAGGCGAAGCACAAUGCGGCCACGGCUGCCGCCAGUUCUUCUGCCCAGCAGCAGCAGCGACGAUCCAGCGACUUGCCAGUUGAGGACGAGGCGCCCUCGGGUAGCGUAUCGACGGUGUUCCGUAGGCAGGCGGAAGCCGCUCCCACGGACACCCUGCGCACCACGUACCACAUUGCCUGGGCAGUGUUCCAGCAUUUGACCACCCGAAAGCGCUAUCGCCACGAUACAAUCGAGGCGCAGUUCUUUUGCGGUGAGAACUGCAGGGUCUCUGCAUGCCAACUGGCCAGAAAGAUCCUGGCCAACCAGCUCUCUCCACCGCUGACCAAGUAUCUGCUGCGGUGCUUCCAACCCUUGUCAUUUACCCGCGAGGAGCUUCGCUCGACUUUACCAUCGCUGAUGUUUUUCAACCGCAAAUUGGCGCCGAGCCCCGCGGAGCUGCAGGAGCUCCGCCAGCAGCACUAUGUCUACAGGACCUACUGGACCUUUGUCCUGUCCAUUUAUGCCAAUUUCUUUGUCAAGUUCAAUGCCAGCAGCACUGACUUCUCCGCCUUGGAGUUGCUCAAGGGCGACUUGCGCCUGCGCAUGAACAGUGUAAUGGGCGACAAGGAGGACGGUCGCUUCGAGCAGUUUUUGGCGCAGGUUAUUGGGUAUUCUCCAUUCAAAAUCACGGAUGAUUUUACACUGGGCGAUGCGAACAUAGAAAAGAUGCAGUUUGGUGUGGACCAGCUAAUGAUGUUGCACGACUCUCAAAUAAUAAAACGCACUAAACCAGAUAGCACUACGGGCUCAUCGUCGGCCAAAUCAAAGGCAGGUGAUCCCAAUAUGGCACAAUCUGGUGGCAGAAGUGGCGAUGCCAGCGGCACUAAGAAGAGUAAGGAGAAGAUGCGCAAAUGCUGUGCUGAUUAUGCGGACAUUGGUGAACCUUGCAAGGAGAACCACUCCAAGAAGCGCGUUAAGAAGGAGUGUAAUCAUGCUCGUUUCAAUGAGACUCGUGACCGCCUUCGCAAGAAGCUCUCACAGAUUGUUAACGAUCGCAAGACCAAAUCGACGGAAGAAAAGUCCACGGCCGAGUCAGCCUCCAACCCACCAAAGCGUCCGCCCAAGGAUGAAGGUCAGAGCGGCAAUCAGCCGCCGAGCUUGAAGAUGUUUGCCUCCAAGCAGCUGAAUUCUUCGGCCAACUCCAGAAAGGCUUCUAGUGCAGGGGCUUCCAAUGAGACCGACGAGCAGGAUCAGGAGCAGGACAAUAGUCUGCUUUGCCUGGACAGCUUGUGCAAGAGCAUUCAGAUGCACACGGAUGCCACUGCGGCGGCCAAUGCCGCUGCAGCUGCCGCAGCCGUAGCGGCUGUCAAGGGGAAUGGAACAGGUUUUCCAGCUGACUACAGCAAGGAGGAAAUGAUGCAGGACUUUGCCGAGUUCCUUGGCAGCUACACGCGCGAGCAGGACCAGCAACGCUGGAUCAACGAAACCCUUAACUUUAUCGAGGGCAAAUCCCAACAGCCGCAAACCUCCAACCCAAAGAAGGCGGCCAAAAAAGCCAAGCAAAAGAUGCGCCGCGAGGAGGAGAAACGCAUCAAGGAGCUGGAGGAUUUGCGCGGUCAGUUCUUGGACAUAUAUUUUAAGGAGUUCAUUGAUAAGUACGAGAUGAAGACUCUCACGGCUGCUGGCGGCCGGAAGAAGGAGAAGAAACGCAUCGGGGAGUUGGAGUCGAACAUCAAGAACCUCCAGCGCGCCAAGGCAAAGGUGGAGACAGUGAUCCUGGAGCUGAUUGCCACCGUGAAGCAAACCAAUAGCGAAUUUAGGUUCUCCUACCUGCCCACAAAGGAGCAGCAGCUGGCCAAAAUGGCGCAGCUGGAGGAAAUCUUAAACGGAGGAUCAUCCACAGCUGCAGUCGAAGCUACCAAUCAGUCAGCUCCUGCAGAACCCCCUGGAUAUCCGGAGUAUAGUAACUCCUCCUUUUACCCAGGAGCCUCAGCCGCUCCUGUUGCGCCUGUUAGCUUUGCUCCUCAGCAGCAGCUCUCACGCGAUGUGAUCGCCGCCAUGGCGGCCAACUCCAUCACUGCCGAUCCCUCCAAGCGCAUAGUGACCAUUAGGCGUGUGCAGCUUCCCCAUCCUGGUGCUGAGCAGCAGGUGACUGUGGUGGCCAAAGGCAGUGCGCCGCACGAGGAUAAGCUGCUCUACACUUUUGUGAACGGCCAUAUGGUCGCCUCGGCAGAGGCUGCGCCGGUGCCCGUGGCUCCCGCUCCGGUGGUUGUAGCUCCUAUUCCAGCUCCCAGUGUUCCGGAGAAGAGCGCCAAGGCGAAGAAGAAAGAGGCUAAGCGAGCGGCAGCAGCAGCUGCGGCUGUGGCGGCAGCAGAAGCCGCGGCGGCAGCAGAGGCAGCGGCGGUAGCCGAAGCAGCUGCAGCAGCGGCCAGAGCGGCGGCGCUGGCUGAACAGCAGGUCAAGGCCAAGCUAACCAAAAAGCAGCCCAAGAAGCAGGCUACUGCCGUGGUGACCAACAACAGCGCCACGGCCAGUAACACCUCCUCCAAGUCUCAGACGCCGCAGAGCACCCGCGAGAGCUCGGUGAGCAGUGUGAAGCCAAAGACGGCCCCCAAAAAGGGCCCGGCUGCCAAGAUUCCAGCUAAGGAGCCACCCAAAAAGGAGGUCCCCAUUCCAGAACCAGAGCCACCAAAGCGUCAAAAGCGUGUUAAGUCUCGUCUGGAUCCUGGACAGCUGGACAACAAUCCUUUCAAGUCUCUGCACAUGCAGGACUCUUCGGAGGGUGAAUGGGAAACGGGCAGUGAGGAGGACGAGGUCCCUGCUCCGCCAGUUAAACAACAGACAGCUAAACUGCCAGCAGCUCCGUCGGUGAAGCCGGUGGCCCCACCUCCAGUGAUUGGUAAGAAGAAUCAGCCACCAGCCGUUGCUCCGGUGGUUGUUACUUCCAAAAAGGCCAACAAACAGACCGAAGCGUCGCACAAACUGCCGUCAAAGGAAGCCCCCAAAGUUCAAACCCAAGCCAGGGGCAAGCCUCAUCCCCAGCAGCAGCCAAGUCAGCCGGAGAAGGUGCUCCCACCAAGCAAGACGCAAGUGCCCCAGCGCCCGUCCGACUCCAAUAGGAAGCAGAAACCAGCUUCUGGCCCAGUCGAAUCGAAUCGUAGUGUCCAUAAUGUCCAUCCCCCACAGCAGCAACACCAACAGCAGCAGCAGCAACAGUCGUUGCGUGGAGGUCGAGGAAACAACCCGCGGGUGAAGCCCCCACCCAGUGGCCAACAGCAGCAGCAGCAGCACUCAAGUGCUCAGCCCGAACGAUUGGAAGCUAACGCGAAUUCGAAGCGAUCCCAGCGGGGCAAGCGUGGACACCGCCAGAAGCAGGAGGACCUAUCCGGCAUUCCCCACAACAUGGGUUAUUUUAAUCCAAAUGAAGUUGCCAUACCACCGCCGCAGCAGCAGCAGCAGCAGACGGGCAGUUACGCCAGCACCUUGUCCCAGCAGAUGAACAAUCUCCGCAUCAGUCAGCCAUCUGGCGGCGGCAGUUCUAAGCAGACGGGUCAGUCGCCAAACUGCAGCAUCAUGGACCAACUGAACCGGGGUGUUCAGGUGGAGCAUCUGUCUCUGCCGCCGGGCAUUACGCUCACCAAGGUGGAUCCGGCCAAGAGCGAGCAGUUACGCCAGAAGAGUGAGUCUAUUCGGCUGCUCUCGAAGCCAUUGGCCGAGCAACAGCCGACCCAGCCGCAGCACCAUUUCCAGCAGCCGUCACAGCAGCUUCUGAGCAACUAUUACGGAGCUGCCGGGAUGGCUGGCAUGGAUCCAAACGGGGUGAUCAUGGUGGAGGCGAAUCCGCGCUCCACCCGCAGUCAGGCUGCGCCGAGUGCUCCUCCCAAUGUGGCUGCAGCCGCUUCAGCGGCCACUGCCAGUGGUAAGUCCUCCAGACGUCGCCGCCGUAACCGCGGAAAGUCUGGAAGCGGUAGUGGUGCAGUUGGUGCUAAUGGCUCUAGUGGUGUGGCAACCAAGCAGCGUUCAGCUGGAGGUGGAGGAAACGUUGCCCCAGCCAGGUCUGGAGGAGCAGGGGAUAACCAAAAAGCAACUGCAUCGCCGAUUGCUGGCGGAGCCACAAUUGAGACCAGUGCCGGGGGCAACAUCAUAACUCUGCGCAAUCCCAUGUUCCAUCAAGGCAAUGGGCCAGUUUCCGGUGGUGGAAUGUUGCCACCAAAUCCAAACCCCAUGCCGCCAGCCCGGACCUACGGUGGCACUCUGCCCAUCGCACCCUCCAUGUCGAUGGACCAACCGGCGGCGAUCAUUAAGAACGAGAACGGCAUGUUCACCAUCCGCAACCCGGCACUGCACCAGGCCGUGACCAACGGUCUGUCGAUGGGCGGCUACCGGCAGUUUGGCAGCAACGUCAGCUACUAUACUCCGCAGGAGGCUGUGGCCGAGGCAGCUAGAGCCGCGCAGCAGAAGCAGCAACAGGGAUUGGGCGGCAGCCAGACCAACAGCAGCCCCGCCAGCUCCUUCUCGUACUUUUCCAGCGGCUCGGCCAGCGGUAACAGUAGCGACAACGGGACGCACAACAAUAUCAGUAUUAGCUGUAGCAACGUUCCACCGAAUGCCGAGAAUCCUGGCCGGUUGGUCGGCGAGGCGGCGGUGAUUGCCCGUCCCAAGCAAUCGCAGAAGUGUCUCUCGGCCAUUGGCAGUGAGCUGAAGCAGAAGACCAAAGACAGCAAAUGGCAAGCGGUCGAUUAUAAUCCGGCAGCUGCAGGUGGAGGAGUAGUUGGACCAGGAGUUGGAGUAGGAGUUCCGCUGCAAGACAAGUACCAGCAGUCGAGCUAUUACAAUGGCUUCGAGAUGUUCUCUGGCGGCGGACAGGCACCUGGCUCGAGCGGCGGCGGAUCCAGCGACUGUCACAUGCAUCACAGUUGCGGCGACGAUUCGCCGCCACCUCAGAUCACUGGUUUCAAUUCCUACCUGGAAGGCAUCCCGAACACUGGCGUCAUCCGCUACGACGACGCCGCCUUCCUCAAGAAUCUGAUUCCUGGUCAGCAUCUCAACAACGAGGUCUCGAUACACAAUAUAUCGGAGUCGAACUUUACGAGAAACAACGCCUCGCCAUCGCCGCAUCAUGUGGAGAUAACCAGUGUGUUCGGUGGACGGGUGCGAGCUCCAAGCGCCUUUGAGCCGCAGCAGCCACCGCCAGGUGCCACGUAUUGUGACAGUGAUACCCACCUCUUUGUGCAGAACAGCCUUCUGCAGCGUCCUUCCGAUCCCUUUGGCUACGACUUCGAUCCCUCGGUGGGCGGCGGAGCCGGAGGUGGCUCGAAGGCGGCCAGUGUGGCCAGCGACAUAAACGAAUUCCUGCGCCGCAGUCCGCACAGCCAGCGCACCUCGCCGUACAAUCCACCGGACGAAAGCGCCGCUGCUCUGGAGACGUUUGUCCAGAACAUGAACGCCCUGCAGAUCGCGAGCGAUGCCGAGCAGUGCUCGCGUCUGAACGGAACUGGAUUGGGAGCGGGAUCCGCUAUCGGAGGUGUACCCAAUGAGGCGCCCUUGCCAUCGGAUGCCACCGCCGGAGGAGCCGCCAAUGCUGCCGCUGCAUGGUGGUAAUGGGCGCGACAUGACAAGAGCUGCUGCUGCCGAAUCCGAAUCCCAUUCAAGCAUUCAUCUCAUAAACAUUUCAUCAUCGCUUACGGCGGAGAACGAAACAUAAAAAUACAAAAAACAGAAAACACAUCCAAGAAAUCAUUUAAAAUGGCUUAAAAGUCAAUUUCGAUGUUUCAGCAAAAAAGAGAAAAAUAAAGAAAAAAAAAUUUAACUUAAAUGUAA
Messenger RNA from Drosophila bipectinata, 8082 nucleotides. Its product is annotated as pneumococcal serine-rich repeat protein. NCBI's taxonomy places the organism in Eukaryota, Metazoa, Arthropoda, Insecta, Diptera, Drosophilidae. The record is from RefSeq and is a predicted model, not a curated record.